GGGAUGGUGGAUACAGGCUUUCCAUUCACUGUCUAUUGGUUUAUGAUAAGACUUAAUGAUGUGUCGUUUUGUCUAGAGGAUCAACCGAAAACAAAUAUGUAAGUACUUACUUAAACAACAGAAGUAACAUUUCUUUUGAUUUCUUUCUUUUAUAACGUGUGAGUUGAAAUACGUUUUGCUUGCCAAUUACGCAAAUACAAAAUAUCAAUUCAGCACGGCACUGACUGUUUUGUCAUUGCGAACAAAUGCUGAUUCAGCUGAGUUCAGCCAGACUCUUGACGUUACCACCUGUUUGAUGAAGUACCAGAGAGGACUCAAAAACAACACCUCAAUGCUCGGGUGAACACUGCAGUUUUGGGGUGAAUUUGCACGCCGCGGAGGAAUCUCCAAGAACACAGAAUGGAAAGUAUAUUAAGUGAACCUGACUUUUUGCCCUUCAACCAUUCUUGGAGGAACUCCAGUCUUGCCAACGGAACCGCCGGGCUGAACCAGACCAAUCCACUGAAACGGAAUGAGGAGGUGGCGAAAGUCGAGGUGACGGUGCUCGCCCUGGUUCUGUUUCUGGCGCUUACCGGGAACCUGUGCGUCCUGGUGGCAAUUCACACGACCAAACACAGCCCGUCCCGAAUGUACUACUUCAUGAAGCAUCUCAGCAUCGCUGAUCUGGUUGUGGCCAUAUUUCAAGUCCUGCCACAACUCAUUUGGGACAUAACCUUUCGUUUUUAUGGACCCGAUAUCCUGUGUAGGCUGGUAAAGUACCUCCAGGUCGUUGGAAUGUUUGCCUCUACCUAUAUGUUGGUUUUGAUGUCAAUUGACAGGUGCUUGGCAAUAUGUCAACCGCUCCGCUCUCUGCAUAAGAGGAAAGACCGCAUCUAUGUCGUUUUUUCUUGGGUUUUAAGCCUGUUGUUCAGCAUCCCGCAGAUGCACAUCUUCUCCCUGAGGGAUCUGGGAUCCGGGGUGUUUGACUGCUGGGGGGACUUUGUGCAGCCUUGGGGAGCGAAAGCGUACAUAACCUGGAUCAGCCUCACGAUAUAUAUCAUACCAGUGGGCAUUCUGAGCCUUUGCUAUGGGCUAAUAAGUUUUAAGAUUUGGCAAAACUUUAAACUGAAAACGAAAAGGGACCAUUGUAUAAGCCUCACGCCAAAGACGUCAAAAGGCAACGUUCUCGCUCGAGUGAGCAGCGUAAAACUGAUUUCCAAGGCAAAGAUAACCACCGUGAAAAUGACAUUUGUGAUAGUUCUGGCUUACAUCGUCUGUUGGACUCCUUUCUUCUCUGUGCAAAUGUGGUCUGCAUGGGAUCCAGCUGCGCCCCGUGAAGCCAUGCCCUUCAUCAUAUCCAUGCUGCUGGCCAGUCUGAACAGCUGCUGUAACCCCUGGAUCUACAUGUGCUUUGCUGGUCACCUGUUCCAGGACCUGAGGCAGAACGUGCUGUGCUGCUCCUCACGCUACCUCAAGUCCUCGCAGUGCCACUGUGACCGUGACAACGACUCCAGCCGCAAGAGCAACUCCUCCACCUACGUCAUCAAAAGCACCAGCAGCCAGAGGAGCAUCACCCAGACUUCCACCACAUGAGGGCCAGCCGACCACCUCCACCACCCAGACCCCAGACCCACCUCUGUCUCCAUAUGCGGCCACCAGACUUCCCACCUCAGAGGGGAAGACUGACUAUAUCACUAUUUCACAGCUUUCAUGUAUUGUGUUGGAUCUAGUUGGAAAGCAGGUUUGAAGGAUUGGUUGCUGUACAGAUUUUAUUAUGGGUUGUUUUUGUUGAGGUGGAAUGUACAAAGUGUCCUCCGUUGUCUAGACGAAAUCAUUCAUUGACUGUCUGACUUCUCAGGCAGACAGAUUUAUUUCGCGUUUGGGGGAGGGGGGGGGCGGGUACUGGGAGACCCAAGGACAGUCCUCUCUCUGCUAAGGAAAUGAUGGAGCUGUGUUCUAAUUGGUCAGUAAACUACACCCCCCUCAAUCCAUCUACUCACUGGUUGGUGUUUUGAGGUGUCAGUCAAAGCUGGAAGCUGCAGAACCAGAGUCUGGGUAUGAAAGUGAAGGUGAACUCUCCUGUAACAUAGUUAGUCACAUGUACUGUAGGAUAGCUUGUGUGUUCAUUCAGCUCUUGUUUAUCCCACCAUGCAUUACCACUCACUCACAGUAUGUUUCAACUGUUUAUGAGACAUUAAAGCUCUGUUUAAAAAAAACGAGAAUGAGGUUUGAGUUGUUAAGGAUGAAUUUUCUUCUUUUUUUUUUCAGACAACGUAAAUUGACGCGAACAUUUUUCACAAUUUUCCUUCAAGGCAAACAAAUGUCUGAUGUGUUUUGAUCAAGAAACGUGUUGUAUUUUGGUGAAGUUUUUUCUACAUGCAGUAACUAAACUGUGUGAUUUCUAAGUGUUCCCAACCUUCUAAGUGAAUUAUUCAUAAAGGCAGCAAGUAUGAAAAUAGAUUGCGCAUGUUGUGAAUAUCCCAACUGGGAAUUAGUAAAACCAUUGUAACUUUAUCUUGAUCAUUUUUUACACUGUAGGACCAGUUCAGAUUUAAGGUAAUACAGAAGAAAUCCUGCAAACUUUAUUUUUUUCUUUCAGGAAGCUGCCUCAUUCAAUGUUUUCCAGAAACUAUUGCAGAAAAGGGUCCACUGCCUUAAUAUUAAAUCUUCUUGACACUGUUCCUAGGUAUAAUUCACAAACAGCAGUAUUGUAUUUCAAGUCUUCUACAUUAAACCUAUUUUUCAUCUUUUCGUGAAGGCUAUUGAAUGUGUUUGUGGAUAACUUUAGACUAGUUCCUGUUUUGCAGUGUGUUGUUUUUUGGGGAAAGUAAUACGUGUAUCUCUUAUUUAUUUGAAAUAAACGUUAUGUGUUCUGUCAACAGAAGCCUUGGAUCGACACCCUCACCCCAACUUCUAACAAUAGGAAAACUCACAUUCAAACUCCAUGAUUGUUGACUAAGCCGUGACAAUCAGUAUCUGACAAGCCAAGCUUGGGAUAAGUGGUUUCAGUAGAUUUGAAGUCAGAUGAGCAUACCGAACAACAACAAUGAUUGAAAGACCCAAAGUAGCAACGGCAGGAUAUUGUACACGGGAUGCAGAAUUUAUCAGCUCUUAAAAUGUUUUGAAAUAAUAAACACCUGCCCCAUCAACUCAAAUCCAAUAUUAUGUAUGAAGAAAUAUUUUCAGCUAUAACGUUAUCCGUGAACUAUAUGCAGACCAACAAAUAAAAUAAAUUUACUGAGGAAAAUAAUUCGCCAUUCGAUACUUUACUAUACUUCCUUUUGUCAACAAGACAUAUUUUUCUUCUAUUUCCUAAUUGGUAGAGAAACAAAUGAAGCAUUAAAUUGUGUGUAUGAAUAAAAAACUUUGAUACGCAGCACAGAAACGGUUGUUCUAAUGGGAGUUUCUUCUUGUUGCCGUGUUCUUGACUCACUGCUAGAAUGUGUAAAUCAAACAUUCCACUUGUCACUCUCCGUUAAAACAAAUCCGUUGUUAAAAAACAUCUCUGCUAAAACAAAAUUCAGUUGGCUCUUUCCUUCCAACUUUCUAACUUAAGCCAA
Molecule: messenger RNA, 3539 nt
Organism: Hypomesus transpacificus
Lineage: Eukaryota; Metazoa; Chordata; Actinopteri; Osmeriformes; Osmeridae
Gene: oxtra
Product: oxytocin receptor a
Exons: 2
Coding region: 400-1572 (390 amino acids)
Biological process (GO): G protein-coupled receptor signaling pathway; positive regulation of vasoconstriction; female pregnancy
Cellular component (GO): membrane
Molecular function (GO): peptide binding; vasopressin receptor activity; oxytocin receptor activity
Source: RefSeq, a predicted model, not a curated record